Brassica oleracea var. oleracea is the source of this 1253-nucleotide messenger RNA. RefSeq names its product aldo-keto reductase family 4 member C8. The transcript has 7 exons. The record is from RefSeq and is a predicted model, not a curated record. Gene Ontology annotation, cellular component: cytosol. NCBI's taxonomy places the organism in Eukaryota, Viridiplantae, Streptophyta, Magnoliopsida, Brassicales, Brassicaceae. The coding region runs from base 139 to 1074 and encodes 311 amino acids. Gene Ontology annotation, molecular function: aldose reductase (NADPH) activity.
CAAAGUGAAACGUGUCACGUUUGGGUUUAUAUUGAGUUCCGUGUUUUUCUUUUAUUUUGCAUCUCAUCCUUUUCUUUUUGUUAUCAGAUUCACUCUUUUCCUUAUUAGUCAAUAGAAUUAGCCGAGUUUGAAGAGAAAAUGGCAACUCCGAUUCGAUCCUUCGAGCUGAACACUGGUGCCAAGUUACCUUCGGUCGGUCUAGGAACCUACGCCUUGGUCUCGUCAACAAUCGAACAAGCAAUCAAGAUUGGGUACAGACACAUCGAUUGUGCUUCCAUGUACGGAAACGAGAAAGAGAUUGGUAGCGUGUUGAAGAAGGUAAUUGAUGAUGGUUUCGUGAAGCGUGAGGAGUUAUUCAUCACUUCCAAACUCUGGUGUAAUGAUCAUUUGCCUGAAGAUGUACCGAAGGCACUAGACAAAACAUUACAGGAUUUACAGAUUGACUACGUUGAUUUAUAUCUGGUACAUUGGCCAGUGAGUUUGAAGAAGGAAUCACUUAUCCCAACACCUGAAACACUCACAAAACCUGACCUACCAAGUACAUGGAAAGCAAUGGAAGCUCUCUACCACUCUGGAAAAGCAAGGGCAAUCGGUGUUAGCAAUUUCUCUUCAAAGAAGCUACAAGAUCUUCUUAACGUGGCCCAAGUAGUCCCGUCUGUUAACCAAGUGGAAUGCCAUCCAGUGUGGCAGCAAAAAAGUCUUCAUGAACUAUGUAAAUCCAAGGGGGUUCACUUAUCUGGUUACUCUCCUUUGGGCUCCCAAACUAAGGGAGAAGCAAGGCUAAAGGUUCUUCAGAACCAAAUUGUCGCCGUGGUUGCUGAGAAGCUUGGGAGGACCACCGCUCAAGUGGCGCUUCGUUGGGGACUUCAAAUGGGUCAUAGUGUUCUACCAAAGAGCUCGAGUGAGGCUCGACUCAAGGAGAAUCUUGAUGUUUUUGACUGGUCCAUACCUGAAGAUAUGUUUGUCAAGUUCUCUAACAUUCCACAGGAGAAAUUAAUUCGAGGUGUUGAAUUCGUGCAUGAGACGCUCGGCUUCUAUAAGACCGUUGAUGAGCUAUGGGACGGUGAAAUUUGAGAAACUUCAUCUAGGCGUGUUUAUUCUUGUUUGUUUUGUGGGAUUGUUUGCUUGCGAAAAAAAACAAAGGGGACAUGGAAAUAUAUUAAUCAUGUUAUACGUACAUGUAACGUGGUAUGAUUAUGGAAUUAUUGUAGAAACUACAUACAUCAGUUUUAAUAAAACUGUUUUAUAAUUUA